Messenger RNA from Pelecanus crispus (Dalmatian pelican), 1789 nucleotides. The record is from RefSeq and is a predicted model, not a curated record. Lineage: Eukaryota; Metazoa; Chordata; Aves; Pelecaniformes; Pelecanidae.
CUCUAUGAGAUAUUCAGCUGCCUGGCAGAGCUGGGUGCCAUAGCUCAAGUUCAUGCUGAAAAUGGGGAUAUAAUUGCACAGGAACAAACCAGGAUGUUGGAGAUGGGAAUAACCGGCCCCGAGGGCCACGUGCUGAGCAGACCUGAGGAGCUGGAAGCAGAAGCUGUCUUCCGGGCCAUCACCAUUGCAAGCCACACCAACUGUCCUCUCUAUGUGACUAAAGUGAUGAGCAAAAGCGCUGCUGACCUCAUCUCACAAGCCAGAAAAAAAGGCAAUGUGGUGUUUGGUGAGCCAAUCACGGCCAGUCUCGGGACCGAUGGAACGCAUUACUGGAGCAAGAACUGGGCCAAGGCUGCAGCGUUUGUGGUCUCUCCACCUCUGAGCCCAGAUCCAACAACCCCUGACUACAUCAACUCCCUCCUGGCCAGUGGUGACCUGCAGGUUUCGGGAAGUGCCCACUGUACGUUCAGCACCGCACAGAAAGCAAUUGGAAAAGACAACUUCACGGCGAUCCCAGAAGGGACCAAUGGCAUAGAGGAGCGGAUGUCCGUCAUCUGGGACAAGGCAGUGGCCACAGGAAAGAUGGAUGAAAACCAGUUUGUGGCUGUGACAAGCACUAAUGCUGCAAAAAUCUUCAACCUGUACCCACGGAAAGGGAGAAUAGCAGUGGGCUCGGACAGCGAUCUGGUUAUAUGGGAUCCUGAUGCAGUGAAGAUCGUCACGGCAAAAACCCAUCAAUCUGCGGCUGAAUACAACAUCUUUGAAGGGAUGGAGCUGCGUGGGGCCCCGCUGGUUGUCAUAUGCCAGGGGAAGAUCAUGCUGGAGGAUGGCAACCUGCAUGUGACCCAGGGGACUGGACGCUUCCUGCCCAGCAGCCCUUUCCCUGACUAUGUCUACAAGCGCAUCAAAGCCAGGAGGAAGAUGGCAGAGAUGCAUGCCGUGCCCCGGGGCAUGUAUGACGGACCUGUGUUUGACCUGACCACCACCCCCAAGGGGGGCACCCCUGCGGGGUCAACCAGGGGGUCCCCCACGCGGCAGACACCCCCUGUCAGGAACCUCCAUCAGUCUGGAUUCAGCCUGUCAGGUACCCAGAUUGAUGACGGUGUUCGCUCAGCGAGCAAGCGCAUUGUCGCGCCCCCGGGAGGCCGCUCCAACAUAACUUCCCUGAGUUAAAUGUCCCUGCCAAGAAGGAAACAAAAUCCCUGUUCAAGCAAAGGAAGAAAAAUGGUACAUUGGUGUUUAAGAAGGAAAAGCAAAUAAACCUGUGCUGAAGAAUCAAUAAGCCUCAAGCCUUAUGUUUCACAAAUGCUACUUGCUACCUAGCUUUAAAGAUAUUGCUUCAUUUUGUUUUAUGCAUAGCCUUAAAAUUCUGUUGUUGUUGUUGUGGGUUCAGUCGGAUUGUGUUUUUACUCUUCCUUUCUGUAUGCAUGCCGCUCAGACAGGUCGCUCGGUUCAGUGUGUUAUUCGUGUUGAAUGCGUGUGGGAUGCCGUGGUAUGGGACAGCGGGAACAACCUGGCACAGGUGAACCAGCCAGGCAGGCGAAGUGGUGGGGGCCGGCCGGAGGCAUGGUGUGGGACAGGGAGGGCAGGUUCACGGGAGCUGGUAGGGGCAGGUGGGUCUGUGUCGUGUUCAUGUCCUUCGUCUCCACCCAACGCUCAUUGGCGUUUCACCAUGAGGCCCAUGGGGGAGCCCGAAUCAUCUCUGUAACAGCUGUCACAGCACCUCAUGUAAGGAGUUUUACUACUUUGUACACUUUAUUAAAAAGAAAAAAGUUGUUCCUUCAAACAA